Messenger RNA from Danaus chrysippus (African queen), 822 nucleotides. The record is from the annotation of a GenBank genome assembly. NCBI's taxonomy places the organism in Eukaryota, Metazoa, Arthropoda, Insecta, Lepidoptera, Nymphalidae.
AUGGAAUUUAAAAGUAACAAGAUAUUGGAGGAAGUGCACCCGUUAAACAUUAUCCGUGAGAUCCAGAAGUGGCCGGUGUUGUACUCCCGGGACGGCUCCGAGCGACCGAGGGCCGGGACACGCCGUAGGAGCGAGGUGUGGAGGGAGGUGGCCAGGAACCUGCUGCGGGACUGGGACCAGCUCGACCGACGGACACAGGAACUAAAACGUACAUACUACAUACUGAUAAGACGAGGAAGAGAGUUGUAUUUGAACAAAAAAUGGCGAAACCUCCGGGAUACGUUCAAGAGACAACUCGUUAUAGAGAAGAAAAUUAGAGAGGGACAGAAAAUAAAAAGAAAAACAUACGUUUACUUUAAACACAUGCUGUUCCUACUGCCUCAUAUAGAACCGGCCGACCACGACUCGGAGGUGAACCCUCGCCUGGAAGAGUUCUUUAACAAGAGAGACAGGAGGAGAGCUGCCAAAGACGCUCGUGGUUCAAGACACACUACACCCGGGACUCAUGAGAUGGAUGCUACGAGUACCCCUGCUGCUUCUAACUUCGUGGAUGUUCUGGAUGCAGACCGACACUUCCUUCUGUCUCUCAUACCCUCGUUCCAGACGAUGUCGGAAGACGACAAGCUCACGGCAAAAGUUGAAAUAUUAAAAGUUAUUAAAAAUAUUAAAAACAAAACACUGACAGAAGACGGCGCUCCCGAGGCUGACUCGCUGACCCUCGGAGGAGACGAGGAACACCUGGCGCGGGUCAAAACGGAGACGAGACAAGGAGGAGAGACGACCAGUGACGAAGACACAGAGGACACCAAGUACCAGGAGUGA